This is a messenger RNA of Microtus ochrogaster (prairie vole), 4073 nucleotides long. It is a transcript of the gene Crispld2, whose product is annotated as cysteine rich secretory protein LCCL domain containing 2. Lineage: Eukaryota; Metazoa; Chordata; Mammalia; Rodentia; Cricetidae. Gene Ontology annotation, cellular component: extracellular region. The record is from RefSeq and is a predicted model, not a curated record.
CAGCGCCCAGCAUCCGCAGGGUCCCAGCGCCGCAAUCUGCUCGCCCAGCUCCGCCCAGGUUGAGACCAGAGUUCCCAGAACUUUCUAGUACCCAGCCCUGCCUCAGGAGCCCAGGCUACCCUGUCCCCUUAGCGUGGCUGCAAGCGUGGGGCCAUGAGCUGUCUUCUAAGUACUGUGGUCCCAAUGGGGCUGGCUCUGCUGGUGUGUGGAGCACAGGCCUUUUUCCUUCCCAACACCACGAGUCUGGAGAAGCUGCUGAGCAAGUACCAGCAGGCCGAGCCACACUCCCGGGCGCGCAGGGCCAUCCCCUGGUCCGACCGCCAGGAGAUCCUCAUGCUGCACAACAAGCUGCGAGGUCAGGUAUAUCCCUCUGCCUCCAACAUGGAGUAUAUGACUUGGGAUGAGGAGCUGGAGAGGUCCGCGGCCGCAUGGGCACAGGAGUGCCUGUGGGAGCACGGGCCCGCCAGCCUCUUGGUGUCCAUCGGGCAGAACCUGGCCGUGCACUGGGGCAGGUACCGCUCUCCUGGGUUCCACGUGCAGUCCUGGUAUGACGAGGUGAAGGACUAUACCUAUCCCUACCCCCACGAGUGCAACCCAUGGUGCCCAGAGCGCUGCUCAGGUGCCAUGUGCACCCACUACACACAGAUGGUCUGGGCCACCACCAACAAGGUUGGUUGUGCUGUACACACCUGUCGGAGGAUAAACGUCUGGGGAGACAUCUGGGAGAAUGCUGUGUAUCUUGUCUGCAAUUAUUCCCCCAAGGGAAACUGGAUUGGUGAGGCCCCCUACAAGCAUGGUCGUCCCUGCUCCGAGUGCCCACCCACCUAUGGAGGCGGCUGCCGGAACAACCUAUGCUACCAAGAAGAGUCUAACAGUCAGAAACCGGAGGUGGAUGAGAUGAACGAGGUGGAAUCUCCCCCUGCUCCCGAGGAAAAACAUGUCUGGGUUCAGCCCAGGGUGGUCAGACCCUCGAAGCCCAAGAAGACCCCAGCUGUCAGCUUCAUGACCCAAGUGGUCCGCUGUGACACCAAGAUGAAGGACACAUGCAAGGGAUCCACUUGUAACAGGUACCAGUGCCCUGCAGGCUGUCUGAACAACAAGGCGAAGAUUUUUGGAUCUCUGUUUUAUGAGAGUUCCUCCAGCAUAUGCCGGGCUGCUGUCCAUUAUGGCGUCAUUGAUGAUCGAGGUGGCCUGGUGGAUGUUACCAGGAACGGGAUGGUCCCCUUCUUUGUUAAAUCUCAAAAAAAUGGUGUGGAGUCCCUGAGCAAAUACAAGCCUUCUAGCUCCUUCACAGUGUCCAAAGUAAAAGAGCAGAGUGUGGACUGCCACGCCACAGUCGCGCAGCUCUGUCCCUUUGAGAAGCCGGCCACUCACUGCCCGAGAGUCCGGUGUCCUGCGCGCUGUGGAGAAGAGCCAUCCUAUUGGGCCCCUGUGUUCGGAACCAACAUCUACGCUGACACGUCCAGCAUUUGCAAGGCAGCUGUGCACGCAGGUGUCUUCAGCGACGAGAACGGCGGCUACGCAGAUGUGAUGCCCGUGGACAAAAAGAAGAGCUACGUGGGCUCGCUCAGGAAUGGGGUGCAGUCAGAGAGCCUGAGUGCUCCUCAGAGUGGAAACGCCUUCCGGAUCUUCGCUGUCAGGCAGUGAAGAAUGUGGAGACCCGGGGAGAAGGGGCCAUCAUCUACCGGGUUUGGGGUCCUGCUUUCUAUCUGUACUUUGUCCUUUGGGGGUGGGGGUGGGGUUACAGAGAGUCAGGAAUCUUUCUUUCUGUGUCAUCGAAUGCCCUGUCCCUUUGUGGCCUCUGGCGAGGGUAACAUAGCAUCGUCAGUUUGUGAGCAGAAUGCCAUGGAGUCUCGGGUGGACAACCAAUGCCCAGACUGGCCAGGCUGCAGUCCCCAUCUGGUCGCUCAUGUCCUUUCACUGAGGCACUCCUCAUCGUGUUUGCUUUGGUGGAGGGGGAGGGGGCGUUCGAACCCUUGAAGAUACAGGUUUGAGAUGUGUCAUGAGUGGGACUCUUGUCUGGGUAGAGACGACAGCCCUAAAGUCACAGUAUAUCCUACCAACAGAGAAAUAGGUUCUAUGUUUGCUGGUCAGACAGAUGGGCUGCAAGAGAGGCCCGGGGCAAGACUUGGAUUCUGCCCUGGUGGUGUCCUUUGCUUGUGUCCCCAACCCUCUUGGCAGUCACGUGCUUAUGUAUCCAGCAGAGCUGGUCUAUUUAAAGUUGGAGCACUCCAGAGAUUUAUCUUGUCUUUGUCCUUGUCCGUGUGGCCUGUUUUCAGAUGACCUUUGGUCUCAUGGAGGACCGAUGCAUCAGGAGCCUUCCCUGUCUUCCCCAUUCUAUGACCCUGUGGCUUCUGCCCCACCCCAGGCUGGUCUAGGUGUCCUCCCCUGGGACUUGGCUUUGCACAAGGCUCCAGGUCUCAAUGUCUGCUCUCUCCUUAGAACAAGAGCUGCUGUGUGAGUGACAACUCAAUGUCACCUUCCCCUUAGUUUGGGUGACCUAGUUUUUUAGCUGUGGGAGGAAUGGAUUCCUGGAACAUUCCUCACGGAGGUUAAUGGAGUGGCUUGUGGUUGUAAAACCGCCCAUGACACGCCAGCCACCAGGGAGAGGGGCCGGGACACACAGGAAGGACUCCUGUUCCUAUUGGUGGAGCUCAGCUCCUGCCAGCAUCCCCACAGCUCCAAGAGUGUGGUGAGCCCUGGCUUCCAUCACUUAGGAGCCUGGCCCAAACCCACUGUAAAAUGAAACAUGCUUUUGUAAACAGCUUACUCUAGCGAAGGUGAAAUCCCACCCCAGCCCUGGGGAUGUUGCAGAUUGCCCGUGAGCGCCGUGAGUGCUGGCUUCAAAUGGAGUUUCGUGGUCCAGUCAACUAUUUCCUAGGCAAAGAGAAACAAAAAAAAAAAAGCAGAAAAUAAAACAAAAUGCUGCCCCCAAGAUACUAACUUAACAGUUGGCUUGGUGGCUGAUGACUCUUAUGGCUUCCAGAAGACCUGAGUUCAGUUCCCGCCUCUCGCAAGCUGUUCACACCCACCUGUAACUCCAGGGGAUCUGUGAUCCCCACAGGUACCACACACAUACAUCUGAAGAAAAGUAAAAUAGUUCUUUAAAAAACCCUAAGGGAGUCUGAGCAAAGCUCCUCCCACAGGGAGCCACGUGGACCUAGUUGGGUUAAAUAGUUGUUUAUAUGUUUGAGACAAGAGUUUUACUCUGUAGUCCAGGCUGGCCUCCUGUGUGUUGAUAUAGCUUUCUCCAAGUCCAUCCCUUCCAGGGAGUUUAUAAAAAGGACACAACCUUGAGCCAGCCUCAGCUAGCCUUCCCUGGGCCUUUUCCACCUCACCUGCGUGAGUGUGGCAUCUCUGCAGGCAUCCACUCUUCCAGCCCAGAUGUCAGAGCACACAUCUGCUCAGCUUCUGGAGGGGGCUUCUGGUGGCUACCAACCAUCUGGGAAACUCCCAGCCGCAAGGAGUAACGUGGGACUCUGACUUCACCCAGCCUGCAGGGCAAGGUUGAGAUGGUAAGGAAAAUUGCUCCGCUCCUGGGUUUCUAGAAGAAGCAAUCAAUCCCAUCUCCAGGGGAAUCUUGCUUCGAGGGUCUGCAUUAGGGUCCUGUGUGCUCCCCGACAGGCUCUUCCACCAGGCAGAAGGGCCUCAUUGAUCCUCACCAAUAGUUCGAAACUGGAAGUCCCUUUCUUCAGAAAAAAAAAAGAAAGAAAGAAAGGUGGAAACGAAACCAUGGAUGAUCUUAACAUCAGAGCACUUCUGCCCCCGUGUGCCUAUCAGUUCUCCCAAGUUUAAAGUGACCACGCCCAUGGCAGCUGCAUCCCCGCUCUGUUCUGUGAUAGCUUCCAUUUGCUUCCAAGUUGUGCCUGGUCUGUUCCGAGGGGUGUGUUGACUCUCCGUGAUCUGUAGGCUCUCUUGGCCCACAGUUUACUGUGUGCUUUUUUUCUAUGAAAAAUGAUAUAUUUUACAACUUCCUAUGUACAAAAGUUUAUUCUAAGUUUUUGUGCUUUGCAUGAAUAGGGCCACACUGGUUGUUGCUAUGGUUUCAAUAAAACUGAUUUGAUUUCUAACAC